AUGGAGCCUUCGCCUUCACAUAUCGACUUUGUCCCCGAAAUUCCUCAACCGUCGGAUCAUCAAGGAAAUAUUGAGGCUGAUAAUGGGCGGAGAUAUCAUGCCUUUAGAGAAGGAUCACAUCUCUUGCCCAACGACGAAAAUGAACAAGCUCGAAUGGACMUUGCGCAUCAUAUCUACCUGAUGCUUACCGGCGGGAAACUCCAUCUUUCUCCGAUAAGUCAACCGCAACGAGUUCUUGAUCUUGGUACUGGGACCGGAAUAUGGGCAAUUGAUUUUGCGGAUGAAUACCCGAGUUCUACAGUCUUGGGUAAUGAUUUGAGCCCUAUCCAGCCAUCAUGGGUCCCACCAAAUCUCCGCUUUGAAGUUGACGACUACGAAAGCGAAUGGUCCUACUCCAGCAAAUUUGACUUCAUCCACGGCCGCGAAAUGGAAGGCAUGGUGCAGGACUUUGAUCGCCUAUUUGCGCAAUCCUACCAACACCUCAACCCGGGCGGAUGGGCUGAAUUCCAGAGCAUCGAAUUGAACUGCUUUUGUGACGAUGACUCACGGCAAAAGGCGGCGGCUUGGGUGAGGUGGAGCGAGAAUCUGCAUCGGGCGGCGCGCACUUUUGGGAAGAAUAUGAGGACGGUGAGGACGUGGCCGGAUAAGAUGAGGGAAGCUGGGUUUCGGAACGUGCAGAGCGUGGCGUAUCCUCUACCCUUCAAUCCCUGGCCCAAAGACCCCAAACUCAAAGAACUCGGCCGCUACCAACAACUCCACAUGUUCGAGGGGAUGGCAUCCUACAGUCUACGCCUGUACACCAAUGUGCUGAAAUGGCCCAAGGAAGAAGUUGAGGUAUUAUUGAAUGAAGUUCAAAACAUUCUCAAGGAUCGCUCAUGUCAUAUCUAUACGCUGGUGCAUUUUGUGUAUGGGCAGAAACCUGAUGAUGCAACGGAUUGA
Talaromyces amestolkiae is the source of this 939-nucleotide messenger RNA. RefSeq lists its product as uncharacterized. Lineage: Eukaryota; Fungi; Ascomycota; Eurotiomycetes; Eurotiales; Trichocomaceae. The transcript has 8 exons. Gene Ontology annotation, molecular function: methyltransferase activity. The coding region runs from base 1 to 939 and encodes 312 amino acids. The record is from RefSeq and is a predicted model, not a curated record.